Molecule: messenger RNA, 128 nt
Organism: Funneliformis geosporum
Lineage: Eukaryota; Fungi; Glomeromycota; Glomeromycetes; Glomerales; Glomeraceae
Source: the annotation of a GenBank genome assembly
GAGUUGUAGGAUUUGAUAAUGUUAUGAAAGUUAAUAUAUUAGCAGAAAAGAUGGUAAGAAGGUUUACUUCACCUAAUCCAUUCAAUAAUACUGCUGAAAAUACUGAUAAUACUUUACAAUAUUUAUAG